UCGACGCUAAAGUGGUGCACAAAAUAAAGCCACCUAUGGCUGUGGGAUAGCACGCACCGAAAAAGAGAGACGAGGAAACCCCGACCUGGCCCCAAAGGAACACGCCGCAGGCGUGGCUGACCUGACCGCGGGCGGGCGGGCGAGCAGCACACUGACCUUUUAUUUGCUCCACUGAUCCAAAGCGCUCGCCAUGGGCUCCUACCGCUACAGCUCCGCCUCCCACUUCUUCUUCGCCGCCGGCGACCCCAACCCCACCGCCCACAAGCCCGCCAAAACCGUACGCAUCCCCGUCACCUCCCCCUCGCCCCCGAAAACGGCCCCGGACGCGGCGGCAGCCGCCGCCAGGAUCCAGGCGGCCUUCCGGGGCCACGUCGUCCGGCGGCACGUCGCGGCCGUGCGCUCCGCCGACCGCGAGGCGACGCGGCUCGAGCGGCUGCUCCGGCGGCAGGAGACCGUGGACGCCGUCCGCGGCGACCACCGCGAGCGCGCGCGCUUCUCCGAGGCGCUCAUGGCCGCGCUGCUCCGCCUCGACGCCGUCCCGGGCCGCGACCCGGCCGUGCGGGACGCGCGCCGCGCCGUCAGCCGCCGCGUCGUCGGCCUCCAGGAGGUCUUCGACUCCAUCCUCGCCGCGCCCGAGGCGGACACGUACGGGGUACCGGCCAGCCUCGACCAGGUCCUCGAAGGGAUCUGGGGCGUACGGGGAGAGGCGCCGCUGCCCGCGGCGGCGGCUGGGGAGCAGGAGGAAGCGGAGGCGAGGAGGAGCGGCACGUGCUGGGGCCGGUUCUUCGGGGUGCUCUAGCGUGCGCCUUCCGCCGUGUAUUGUUUCUCAGUGCGCUGCGAUCGUAGUAUACCAAGUAUAGAUACGUGUAUUUCGUGGAUAUGUUACAAUGACACAUGAACAUGAAACGAACUAGUGGUUGGGGCGCCCCAUGGGGCGCCUCCUCACUGGAGCUGUGCGAUCUAAUCCCAGUACAAUGACAAAUAAUUCAACGCUCAAAUCCUAGUCCAAUGACAAAUAA
Messenger RNA from Lolium perenne, 1019 nucleotides. Its product is annotated as BAG family molecular chaperone regulator 5, mitochondrial. Gene Ontology annotation, molecular function: protein-folding chaperone binding. Gene Ontology annotation, biological process: protein folding. NCBI's taxonomy places the organism in Eukaryota, Viridiplantae, Streptophyta, Magnoliopsida, Poales, Poaceae. Gene Ontology annotation, cellular component: plasmodesma. The record is from RefSeq and is a predicted model, not a curated record.